GAAAUUAUGUACAAAAAAUAAGGUAAUUGCGUUUAAAAGCAUUAAAUAAUUUUUACUGCCAGCUGUGGCAAUUAAAAUUUAAAAAGUUUGUAUGAGUGCCACUUCCACGUGGCGCGGAUAUGUGGAGAAAGGAUAUUAUAAAAUAUAUUGAUCGCAGCCUGUCUGGACUGAUGGCGGCGGCAGCAUCCAGUGCCCGGCAGGGACGCAAGUACGCAGAAGGCACCCAGCCCUUCACCGUCCUUAUCGAGGGGAACAUCGGCAGCGGGAAGACCACCUACCUGAACCACUUCGAGAAGUACAAAGAGGACAUCUGCCUGCUGACCGAACCCGUUGAAAAGUGGCGCAAUGUGAACGGAGUCAAUUUGCUGGAGCUGAUGUACAAGGACCCCAAGAAGUGGGCCAUGCCCUUUCAGAGUUAUGUCACGCUUACCAUGCUGCAGGCGCACACCGCGCCCACCGACAAGAAGCUAAAAAUAAUGGAGCGCUCCAUUUUUAGCGCUCGCUACUGCUUUGUGGAGAACAUGCGACGCAAUGGUUCCCUAGAGACGGGCAUGUUCAACACACUGGAGGAGUGGUACAAGUUCAUCGGGGAGUCCAUCCACGUGCAGGCAGACCUCAUUAUCUACCUGCGCACAUCUCCGGAGGUGGCGCACGAGCGCAUCCGCCAGCGGGCCCGUUCCGAGGAGAGCUGUGUGCCGCUCAAGUACCUCGAGGAGCUCCACGAGUUGCACGAGGAUUGGCUGAUACACCACAGACGCCCGCAGUCUUGCAAGGUCCUCGUUCUCGAUGCCGAUCUGAAUCUAGAAAACAUCGGCAGCGAGUACCAACGCUCGGAGUCCAGCAUCUUUGACGCAAUCUCCAGUAACCAACAGCCUCCGCAGGUUCUCGUUUCUCCCAGCAAACGCCAGCGCGUCGCCAGAUAAUCAGUGAGGAUCUUGUUGCUGAAACCCUUAACCCAUAUAGUACCUAAUUGUGUGUAGUACAGACUAUUAUAAUUUAAGAGGCGCAGACGAGCCAAUCCGCGGGACGAAGGCAAAGAUCCACUUUCACAUCAAGUCCCUGAUUAACGCAUUCGUAUUUUAACAAUUAUAAUCCACAUUAUAUUCUCAUCACAGAAACUAGUUUGUAAGCUUAAAAAUUGUAAUAAAAACUGUGGGUGUUUAUUUUAAAUGAA
Drosophila rhopaloa is the source of this 1174-nucleotide messenger RNA. RefSeq names its product deoxynucleoside kinase. The coding region runs from base 120 to 923 and encodes 267 amino acids. The record is from RefSeq and is a predicted model, not a curated record. Gene Ontology annotation, molecular function: ATP binding; deoxynucleoside kinase activity. NCBI's taxonomy places the organism in Eukaryota, Metazoa, Arthropoda, Insecta, Diptera, Drosophilidae. Gene Ontology annotation, biological process: nucleobase-containing compound metabolic process. The transcript has 4 exons. Gene Ontology annotation, cellular component: cytoplasm; mitochondrion.